Ananas comosus (pineapple) is the source of this 2244-nucleotide messenger RNA. Its product is annotated as ubiquitin-like-specific protease 1D. Gene Ontology annotation, molecular function: cysteine-type peptidase activity. The record is from RefSeq and is a predicted model, not a curated record. NCBI's taxonomy places the organism in Eukaryota, Viridiplantae, Streptophyta, Magnoliopsida, Poales, Bromeliaceae. The transcript has 14 exons. Bases 124 to 1785 code for a protein of 553 amino acids. Gene Ontology annotation, biological process: proteolysis.
UUUUCGCUCCACUCGGGCGCUCAAGUACGCUUUUCGCACGCCCCUCCCUUCCCCGAUUCUCUCUACGUCGUCGUCUCCGUCGCGCUCACGCAGGGGCUCGGCGCUCGCUCCGCGGCCGCGGCCAUGGCGAGGGCGCCGUUAAAGCUCGACUGGGGCGAUCUCCUACCCGGCCGUGGCGAAGCUCCGCCGCCGGAGGUGGAGGUCGUCGCCUCCGGCGGCGGCGGCGGCGGCGCUUCCGGGGAGGACGCGGAGGAGUUGGCGCGGCUCUCCGAUCGCGAGAUCGAGGAGCGGAUCCGGAGGCUCGACGAUCUCGACUUAUCGAUGAGUCGGAAGCUCCGCGACGACGGGGAGAAGCUGCGGCGCAGCCGAUCGAAGUUGCAGGACGAGCUCCAGCGGAGACGAGUUAUCGCUCGGGAUAUGAAGGAAGUUGAAGCAUGCGAAAGGGUCACAAUUUCCAAAAAUAAAGGAUCGUCCGCUUGGUUUGAUGUAUUCAAUUCCUGCUUCCAAUCAUCUUCCCCCUCCCGAUCUACAAGGAAGUUUGAGAGCCAGGAAAGGGCUCCAUCUGCCACUGGCCUAGGUCAUCUUGGUGGUGAUAAGUCCAGAAGUUUAAGGAUUGGACGACGAAUAUCUCAGUUGUUGACCAAAACGUCUUCCAGCAAUCUGUCUUCUAAAUGCUCUGCCCAUGAUUUUCAACAGAGCAUUUCCACUGUUGGCUGUAAUGACACUGACUCUGAACAUUUUUCUAGAAGGGAUAAAAAUGUAGCUAGUUGCAAUAAGAGGAGGAAAGCUUGUAAUCCUGUGGGUUCAUCAAAUUCUGACGUCCAAAGGGCUCAGGAAGUGGUUCUUUUGGAUGAUGAUGAUGAUGUACAACCUAUAGAGUCAAUCGAAGAAGAUAUAUAUGAAAAAGGCCAAUCAAGCUCUCAAGAUGCUGCUGUUGAUUUAACUGAACUAGCUUGUACUUCCGGGAGGGAACCUAAGAUCUACUAUCCUUCGAGGAAUGAUCCAGAAGCCUUUGAACUUACUUAUUCGGAUAUAAAAUGUCUAGAUCCUGAAUCAUACAUAUCAUCACCUAUAAUGAACUUUUACAUUCAGUACCUUCAAAGAUCCCUAUCUCAUGGGGUGAAGCCAAAGGGAGACUACCAUAUAUUUAACACAUAUUUCUACAAAAAACUUGAGGAAGCUCUGUCCAGAAAGGGUGAUGCUAACAUACAUUUCCAGAAGUUGAGGCGGUGGUGGAAAGGUGUAAACAUAUUCCAAAAGGCAUACAUCUUUUUGCCGAUUCAUGGACAUAUGCACUGGAGCUUGAUCAUUAUAUGUAUUCCUGCAAAAGAAGAUGAAUCAGGACCAAUUAUACUUCAUUUGGACUCACUGGGGCUUCAUCCUAGUAGUCCGAUUUUUAACACCGUUAAAAGAUUUCUUGAAGAAGAAUGGCACCAUGUUAUAAAGAAUGUUACACCAGAUCUUCCAAUUUCAGAGAGAGUAUGGGAACGACUUCCCAGUGAGAUCCAGGCGAAUAAAGUUGCGGUGCCCCAGCAGAAAAACGAGUAUGAUUGUGGUCUCUUUGUGCUCUACUUCAUCGAGCGGUUUAUCAGAGAGGCGCCUGAAAGGCUAAGAACUGAAGAUCUUGCCAUGUUUGGUCGCAGCUGGUUCAAACCCGAAAUGGCUUCUGAGUUGAGGCAGAGGAUACGAAAGCUGCUGCUCGAAGAAUUUGAGAGUUCUAGGCUGGAGGGACUAGCAGAGUCCAAUAGUUCAGAAAGCGAUGUCGAGCAAGAAAGCGAUUCCUGAUCAAAAUCCUAAGGUUGAAAUUUAGCUUUUAAUGGUCUACUCAUCACAAAUUUGGCCUUCUCUAACUUUUUUGGCGAAAAAAAAAAGAAUUGUAUAGGCAAGGUUUUCUCGUCCUUUUAUUCUUUUUUGCUAUGAGAAAGCCUUGGAUUUUUUUUUUUUCCUGUUUUAAUGUGCCUCAUAGACUUAUAUCAGAUUGGAGUUUUUAAGUUGUUUUUCCUUCUGUUAAUUUGUGAAUGUCUAGGAAACUCCAGGAGCGGCAGUAAACACCGAGAAAUUGACCUGUGUAUAUUAUGAAUCUCUUUUCUUGCACUCUUUUGCAUUUGUCUGAAAAUCAAGAUUGUCAAAAGAGAAUGUACUUAAUUUUGUUAAAAAAAAAGAAGGAAAAAGUGAGGUCAACAUCUUUCUUUCUGUUUUUUGACCUAUAAAAAGGUUAAUUCAAGCUUGGUACAAAUUAUUUUA